CCUGAUUUACUUGGCCGAGCUCCGCUGACGGUGGCGGGCUCCACGCGGGUUGGAACCCCGUCGAGGUAGGCAACUCCUCUCGGUCGACCGGAGAUGCCCGCUUGCGACAAUUUCCCUUUUCUCCCGCAUAUUCGCACUUCCCCCCCCCCCCAAGAAAUCCAAGAAACGAAGUCAGUUAGCCAGUAACAAGUGACUAUCGCAUCUUAAAAUGUUAAUACGCGUAUCACUAAAUCACCUUCAGCUAGCCAGGUGAACGGACCCCGACGGGGGAAUAUCACUGCAGCAUCGAAGCGAUUGCGGAGAGGCGCGCCGGUGUGAUAAAGGCCGUAUCACACGAGAGGUUGCCGUUGGCGUUGGCGAUUGCGAUUGACGUUGCCGUUGCCGUUGGGCCGAUCACACUACACGAUUGCGGUUGGGUUCAUACAAGGCAGCGUCAGAGCGUCUUCUGCUUGUGUUGAUAUUUUCCCGGCGAAAGGGCGAGUAGUUGUGAAGUUAUAUUUGAAUGAAAAAUGGAUAGACGACGUGCAAUGGCACGGAAGGCACUGCAUUUACGGAGACGGCGAGCGUGCCUGGCUCUCUUUCUCCUAAUAAUUGCGCAGUAUAAGUCUCUGUCGAAUAGAGAAAUAUGGAUGCAUCAUUGGGUAGCAAGGAGGAGGGAUAAGGGAUUCCACCACAAUUUGUUUAGGGAGCUAAUGCUUGAAGACCCAAAUAGAUUUCGCAGAUGCUUGAGAAUGAAUGUAGAUAUUUUUGAGGAGCUUCUUGAGAAAGUAUCUCCUCUUAUUACUAAGCAGAAUACUUGUAUGAGGGAGAGCAUCCCUCCGGCAGAGAGGUUAUCUGUCACAUUGAGACAUCUAGCAACAGGAGAGACGCAGGAAUCCCUGUCACUUAGUUUCCGUAUGGGGCAGAGCACCAUAUCAGGCAUUAUUAAGGAAACAACAAGAGCGCUUUUUGCUGUUUUGUCUUCUGAUUUUCUUAAAUUUCCCUCAAGCGAAGAAGAGUGGAGAAACGUUGCACAAGAAUAUGAAGAAAAGUGGAAUUAUCCACAUUGCAUUGGUGCCAUGGAUGGCAAACACUGUCGCAUUGAUCCACCACUUAAAUCUGGUUCAAUGUUUUACAAUUACAAAGACACCUUCAGCAUUGUUCUACUUGCCCUUGUUGAUGCUGAUUAUCGUUUCAUUUUUGUGGAUGUUGGGGCAAAUGGUCGGGCUUCUGAUAGAGGCAUCUGGAAUAGGUGCUCGCUCAAAAAAUACAUUGAGAGUGACAGAAGUAAAGUACCAAAACCCUCACAACUACGGGGGACAGCUGAGGAGUUUCCAUAUGUCAUAGUUGGUGAUGAAAGAUUUACUUUAUCAGAAAAAGUAAUGAUGCCCUAUCCAAAGGACACAUGCUCAAAUAGGUUAGACAGAAGAAUAUUUAACUACAGAUUGAGUAGAGCUCGCCGAUGCUCUGAAAAUGCCUUUGGAGUUAUGGGUGCUCGAUUUCAGAUUUUUAGAGCACCCAUGAGAUAUGACCCUGAUGAUGCUCGAAAUUUAGUUAUGGCUGUUGUUUGUCUCCACAAUUACCUGAGGACUCAUGUGGUGGGGCGCUCAAUUUAUGCUCCUCCACAAAUGCUUGACAGAGAAGACGUUAUGACGGGUACAGUGAGACAAGGAGAGUACCAUCUAGAGCAGCCUGGUGGACUUGUGAGAUUUAUAAAUCAAUGUGGAAACCGUCAUGGAGAUGCUGCAAUGGCUGUGAGGGACCAGUGGUGUGCUUAUUUUAAUACAAUAGGUGCAGUUCCUUGGCAGGAGCAAAUGGUUACCUACUGCCCUGCUUAGUUAAGUUAAUAGACAAACUGUCAUUUUGUGUAUUCCAGCAACAACACUUUAAUAACUGUUCAACAGUGCUCAACCAAAUAAUACUUAUGCCUUAUUAAAUGACUGUACUAAUUUAAGAAAAAAGCAUUGUAUUUCAGUAAUACUGUGUACACAAGGAAACUCAAGUCACAUAUAGAGUAGAAUUAGUUUUGGCACAAAUGACAAGUUUAAAAAUUACCCGUAACUUGACAUCAGUCUCAACAUAAAUUGAAACAAAUUGUUUGGCAGACAUGACAAGUUUAAAAAUUACCCGGAACUUUGGCACACUUGACACCAGUCUCGACAAAUUUGAAACAAAUUGUCUCAGUAGGUCUGAAAAUACACAUAAAAGUAAAUGGCACAGUAAGGCUUGAUUCUCUUAAUACUGGCAACAUAUAGAUCUCUCUCUAAAAAAAACAACAGUAUUUAAGUUUAAAGUAUACCCGUAACACACACUAGAUUCUUCUUGCUAUAAAAAAAUUAAGUUAAUCUCAAAUACUCUUUGGACGGCUAUGUGGCCUUCAAAAAUAUCCAAUACAUAAAAAUAUCUUCAUCUUUAUGUAACUUUCAGAUAGAAAUGGGAAUAAUUAGUAGAAAUUAAGAUAAAAUAGGGAAAUUAAACACAACAAUAAUAGAAGACUUUGGAUGGGUUUGGCCUAGAGAUUCAAAAUGGGAAACUUCAGCCCAAAAAUAAUAAAUGACUUUGGACAGGCUUAGUCUAAAGAUUAAAAAAGAGAAAACUUAAAUACAAAAACACACACAAAAAUAAACAAAGACUUUGGGCGGAUUUGGCUUAAAGCUAAGGGAAUCUUAAACACAAAAAUAAUCAAAGAGUUUGGACGGGUUUAGCCUAAAGAUACAAAAAAAAGGAAAACUUAAACACAGCAAAAAAACAACAACAAAGACUUUGGACAGGUUUGGCCUAAACUAAAAUUCAGUUCAUAAAUAUGUUACCAUCAAAAUGGAGAGGUUACUGGGUAUGUGUAUAAGUACAAUGCUCUUAAAAAGUUAGAUACAGAUAUACCUAAUUGAGACUCAUUACAGUACUAUCAGAGUCAAUGUAAAUUAAAAUAGGAAGCAGAAUAAUAUGUUAAAAGGGGAAAAAAUGAAUAGAUGUCACCUAAUACUUGAACAGAACAGACAUGACUUCUU
This is a messenger RNA of Frankliniella occidentalis (western flower thrips), 2987 nucleotides long. RefSeq lists its product as uncharacterized. The record is from RefSeq and is a predicted model, not a curated record. The coding region runs from base 510 to 1817 and encodes 435 amino acids. NCBI's taxonomy places the organism in Eukaryota, Metazoa, Arthropoda, Insecta, Thysanoptera, Thripidae. The transcript has 4 exons.